Trichoderma reesei QM6a is the source of this 1051-nucleotide messenger RNA. RefSeq lists its product as uncharacterized. The annotation marks the transcript as partial. The transcript has 2 exons. The record is from RefSeq and is a predicted model, not a curated record. NCBI's taxonomy places the organism in Eukaryota, Fungi, Ascomycota, Sordariomycetes, Hypocreales, Hypocreaceae.
CAAUAAAGAGACGGCCGCAGACACGUGCCACCCAAGCCGGGCCAUUGGCGUGCCGCUCCUUCAACGCACCCAAACCUCAAUCUCGCCAGCUGCAACUUUCCGGAGAGGCCUCACCCUCCUCUUGCUCUUCCGGCAGGCCAAUUGAUUGCUCUUAACUCUUAAUACAUGCGGAAGAGAGCGACUGGAUUUCAGAACCGCCGGAAGGCAUCACAUCAGGAUACAAGCGGAAGAGCUGGAUCAUCGCCAACGUCGGGAACAGAGGGUCCAUCGUCAUCCGUGCUUUUCAGUGACUCUCUCUCUCUCUCUCUCUCUACAUCACACAGAGGCAUGCUUUUGCCUUAUUACACCUCUCCUUCUCUGUCCUUUCAACAAUGCACACUAAGCAGCUGGACAUGUGAGAUCCCCAUGAUUCUCAACCUUUGACGACAUUCUGUCUUUCUGUUCUCCCUCCCCUUUCCUUUCUUAUCCUCAUCUUCCUCUUUCUUUCUCAACGAUUCCACAGGCUGAAACUGCCACCAACAUGCCAACCUACCUGUGUCACGGCUUUCGGUGGACGCGCCGGUUGAUCCGCAUCUUCGUCAUCAUCGAGGAUCUCGACGACGCUGCUCCAGACUGGAUAACCGGCCGCAACUCGUCGGCCGCCAUCCUCGAACGCUUCGGCACCAAAUUUGACUACUUGCCUCAACGCCUGCCACAGCAACAGGCAGAAACGCCGUCUGAACAGGACGUCUUGGUCAAUCAAUUCUCCCCGGUAAAGCUGCUGGAAGAGUACGAUCCGGAGGAGACUUCCAUCUCGGCGCGACCAUUUGCCUACGUUGCAGACCACGUCAUUCGCAUCGACUUGAGCGCCAAUGUCUUGGAGGAAAUGGCCAAGUAUGAGGCUCUCGUCAAGGAGAGGAAUGAAGGCAACUGGUUCGAACGGCUGCGUGACGAACUGCAACCAGGGUCGCCUAUUGAGUGGUACGUGGUCGUCAAUGGAGAUGAGGAGCGGGGAUGGCCCCAUGACGACGAGGAAGAGAGCGAGGGGAGCGACGUGACGGAGAUGGAGGAC